GUAAAUGGUGAUCCCUCCCAGAGCUCCUUCUCCGCACUCUGGAGCGCUCUUCUCUCAGGGUCAGACCGGAUUGCAUCCCUUUCUUUUCCAGAAGCCUCUCCUUCUCCGUGAGACUCCAAUCCCCCCACCCACCACCACCACACACAUACACAUACACACACCCCUCCAACCUGAAAAUCAUCGCCUUGGUUGACGGCUUGCACUCUCCCGCGAAGUCGAGGUUUUGAAGUCGUGCUUGUAAUGGAAAGCAGAGAGGAGAUGGUGAUGCUGGCGGAGGGAGGUCAGCUUGGCAAGAGCGGUUCUAAUUUGUCGGAAGGGAGCCCCAUGCGAGAGUCGCAAGGGAAGCCGGGCCACAGGAGCUGUCUGAGCCCCGGAGCUGCGCCCUACUCCCGGGACAGGACGGAGGUGGUGGUGGAGGAGAGCGCACGGAGGAAUAUGUGCGCCGAUAUGAGGCCACUUGGCACGUCCUCCUCCGGAGAGAGGCACCGGACUGAUCACCCCCAUAAAGACGGCAGCAGCUCAGACACCGAGUCCGACUUCUACGAGGAAAUUGAUGUCAGCUGCACGCCUGAAAGCAUGGACUACCCAACAGCUAAAGGUCGAGAUGGGGAUUCUCCGGGUCAUCCGAGUGAGACUGGUGCUGACCCGGGUAAGGCCAUCCCGGGUCAGGGUUCUCUGUCCUACUCAGCCGACCAAAUUCGCCGGUACCGGACAGCAUUCACCCGGGAGCAGAUCGCACGGCUGGAGAAGGAAUUUUACCGGGAGAACUAUGUGUCCAGGCCGCGGAGAUGUGAACUGGCAGCCGCCUUAAAUCUGCCUGAAACCACCAUCAAAGUGUGGUUUCAGAACCGCAGGAUGAAAGACAAGCGUCAGCGUCUCGCCAUGACGUGGCCUCACCCUGCCGACCCGGCCUUCUACACCUACAUGAUGAGCCACGCUGCGGCCACAGGGAACUUGCCCUACCCCUUCCCGUCCCACCUGCCGCUACCUUAUUACUCCCACCUAGGUGUCGGUGCUGGCUCGGCUCCGGCCGCCACCCCUUUCUCCAACCCCCUGCGGUCCCUCGACAGUUUCCGGAUGCUGUCUCACCCCUACCAGAGGCCGGAACUCCUAUGCGCCUUCAGACACCCCUCCUUGUACCCGGGUCCUACCCACGGGCUCGGUCCCGGAGGAAGCCCCUGCUCCUGUCUGGCCUGCCACUCCAGUCAAUCCAACGGUAUCUCAUCCAGGCCUUCUGGCUCGGACUUCGCUUGCUCCCCAACCAGCAGGACUGAUGCCUUUGUCACUUUCACGCCUUCAGUGCUAAGCAAAUCCUCAUCUGUGACAUUAGACCAGAGGGAAGAAGUGCCUCUGACCAGAUAAAACCAAAACCACCAACUCUUGUUCUAUAUUAGCCUUUACCAUAAGCUUUUUAACCUAACAUAUUAUAUGAUCAGGACUGAAACAGCAUGAAGAGAUAGCCUGUCAGCAGUGAAAGUCAGUGUAAACUUGGGGCAAGAUAAUUAGCUAUGUGACGCACAAAUGGAGCUCCCGUUACUGAAAAAUAAUCCCAUUGCAGAGGCAGGACAGUGGGCUGAAAUAUGACGGCAAGGACACAAAACCACAUUUGAUUUUUAGAAGAUUAAUCUGAUGUGAGGGGAGAGAGAGAGAGAAAGAGGGAGAAAUAUCCAGAGAAACGUUUAAAUCUCUGUGAUGGAUGGCGUUAAGGCUUUUAUCAUUAUUUGUCGUCUCUUUACGCGUCCAAAACGACCUACAUGUAUUGUUAGUUACGCGAGAAUGAUGCUUUCCAUCUCUCUUUUUAACAAGGGGAUUUGUUAACAGACUGCGGCCGGUCUCAUUAGCUAUAAGCAGCUCUCCACACCGGGGCCCUCACGGCGGCCCCGGGCCGAAAUGUGCAGAUGCUAGUGAAAUUAGUAAGUGAUGUAUAUGUACGACCCGGUGAAUUUUGAGUGUUGAAUUAAUGAUAAUACCAGGAAGGGAUCGUUGCUGCCAAAAGGUAACAAGGCGCCAGGGGAACGGAUUACAGCCCGCUGCUCACGGUUUUGACGAGGGGGGGGAGAGAAGAAGAAGGACCCAGAAGAGGAUGGAGAGAGCCAGAGAGAGGACAAUCAAAAUGAAAAAAAAAGAAUGAAACAUUUUUAAGCCCAUCAAACACUUCUCCCUCUGCGACAUAAGAGCCAGUUCUUAAAUCUGAUGAAAAUGUGAUUAAUAUAUACCUAUAUUUUAAAAAUAUUUUUCUCGCUUUGCACCGCUACAGUGGCACCAGUUUAGUGGCAUUUCAUGGAGAAAGCGGACUAACAAGUGACUGAUUAUGUUUGUCUGUUUUUUUAAAUACAUUUUUUUAGUUGGUUGUUUUCUUUUUGUGGGUUUAUUUUUUGGCUGGGAUGUCCUCAACGU
Thunnus maccoyii (southern bluefin tuna) is the source of this 2397-nucleotide messenger RNA. RefSeq names its product even-skipped homeobox 1 (gene evx1). Bases 241 to 1362 code for a protein of 373 amino acids. The transcript has 3 exons. Gene Ontology annotation, molecular function: DNA-binding transcription factor activity, RNA polymerase II-specific; RNA polymerase II cis-regulatory region sequence-specific DNA binding. The record is from RefSeq and is a predicted model, not a curated record. Gene Ontology annotation, biological process: regulation of transcription by RNA polymerase II. Gene Ontology annotation, cellular component: nucleus. NCBI's taxonomy places the organism in Eukaryota, Metazoa, Chordata, Actinopteri, Scombriformes, Scombridae.